GAGCCCCAGCGCCCGGUGAGCUGGGGGCGGGGCGCGCGGAGGGCGGAGCAGAGCAGGGGAAUCCUCUCCCGGCUCGCAGCCGCCCGGCACAGCCUCCCGGCCGUCCAAAGGCCCCGGCUCCGGGGGCGGCAGGACGUCGACGAGCCGGGCCCGCGGAGCGGCCCGCGAGCCAGGGUCGUCCCAGCGCCGGCAGCGACGCGCCUCGGCCUUCCCGGCCCCGCUGCUCCCCCGCCGGCCGGUGGCCGAGCGCCAUGCAGCCGCCGCCCGCCCCGCGCGCGUAGGCGCCCGCCACAGGCCAUGCUGCCCCUGCUCGCCGCGCUGCUGGCCGCCGCCUGCCCGCUGGCGCGCGGCGGGGCCGCGGCCGCCCCCGGCCUUCCCGGGGCGCCCCCCAACGCCUCGGCCAACGCGUCCUUCGCCGGCGACGCCGCCGCCCCGCGACUGCCGGCCGCGGCGGCCUCGGCGCCCCCCGAGCGCUCGGGCCCGGAGGAGGCUCCGGCGGCGCCCUGCAACAUCAGCGUGCAGCGGCAGAUGCUGAGCUCGCUGCUCGUGCGCUGGGGCCGCCCGCGGGGCUUGCAGUGCGACCUGCUGCUCUUCUCCACCAACGCGCACGGCCGCGCCUUCUUCGCCGCCGCCUUCCACCGCGUCGGGCCGCCGCUGCUCAUCGAGCAUCUGGGGCUGGCGGCCGGCGGCGCGCAGCAGGACCUGCGGCUGUGCGUGGGCUGCGGCUGGGUGCGCGGCCGCCUGCGAGCCCCCGCCGGGGCGCCCACCGCGCUGCCCGCCUACCCCGCCGCCGAGCCCGGGCCGCUGUGGCUGCAGGGCGAGCCCCGCCACUUCUGCUGCCUGGACUUCAGCCUGGAGGAGCUGCAGGGCGAGCCCGGCUGGCGGCUGAACCGCAAGCCCAUCGAGUCCACGCUGGUGGCCUGCUUCAUGACCCUGGUCAUCGUGGUGUGGAGCGUGGCCGCCCUCAUCUGGCCGGUGCCCAUCAUCGCCGGCUUCCUGCCCAACGGCAUGGAGCAGCGCCGGACCACCGCCGGCGCCCCCGCGGCCGCCCCUGCCGCCGUGCCCGCGGGGACCACCGCUGCCGCCGCCGCGGCCGCCGCCGCGGCCGCCGCCGCCGCGGCCGUCACCUCGGGGGUGGCCCCCAAGUGACCCCCGCGGCCGCGCCGCGUUCGCGCCCCUGCGCGCCUUCCUCGCCGGAGACGCGGCCGGCGCGCUUCGUGCUGUCCUGAGUGUCCGUCCUUUUCCCGGGAGAGAACCGCGGAGAGGCCCAGGCGAGGUGGUAGGCGAGGUUUGUGCUGCGCUUCUGGUUCGGAAAAGCAGGGACAAGCUCUCGGACUGAAGGGUGGGAUCCAUGCGUGGCUCGAGGACACGAGGGAAACGGGCUCUUCCCCUGCGGCACCCUUCCCUGCGCCCACAUGCCCUUUAUUCAUGGCAGAAAGUGACCAGAUCCUGUGUAUUUGUUUUAUAUAUUUAAUAACUGUUUUAAAUGAAAGUUUUAGUAAAAAAAAAUACAAAACAAAAAGAUUAACUGCUAACGCUGUGUAACAGGAGCUCUUUGUAUCUGAAUAUAGUUGUACUUGAAGCUUCUUCUUAUUUAUUUAAAAAAGGGUGGCGGGGCCAAGGGAAGAAUUUGACACGGAUUUAUUGUUACUGCUUUAAAAAGAACUUAAGAAUCUUUUUUCAAGUGGAUCUAUUCAGUGACACGGCCUGGUGGGCGUUUCUUCUUGUAUUGAUGUGGUUUUCUGGCUUUUAAUACAGACGUUUUCCUCCAGAAA
This is a messenger RNA of Meriones unguiculatus (Mongolian gerbil), 1775 nucleotides long. RefSeq names its product transmembrane protein 158 (gene Tmem158). Lineage: Eukaryota; Metazoa; Chordata; Mammalia; Rodentia; Muridae. The transcript has a single exon. Gene Ontology annotation, molecular function: peptide binding. Bases 298 to 1149 code for a protein of 283 amino acids. The record is from RefSeq and is a predicted model, not a curated record.